Messenger RNA from Kluyveromyces marxianus DMKU3-1042, 3189 nucleotides. RefSeq names its product Nmd2p (gene NMD2). Gene Ontology annotation, cellular component: cytoplasm; exon-exon junction complex. Gene Ontology annotation, molecular function: RNA binding; protein binding. The record is from RefSeq and is a predicted model, not a curated record. The transcript has a single exon. Lineage: Eukaryota; Fungi; Ascomycota; Saccharomycetes; Saccharomycetales; Saccharomycetaceae. Bases 1 to 3189 code for a protein of 1062 amino acids. Gene Ontology annotation, biological process: nuclear-transcribed mRNA catabolic process, nonsense-mediated decay.
AUGAAUAAUGAGUGGAGAUUGGAGUUGAAUAAGCUCAAUAGUGCUGCAUGGUCAGGCAUUGAUGUCUUUCCUAAUAAGGCAUCGAAACUUGAUUCUAGCAUUAAAAGGAACACAGGGUUCAUAAAAAAGCUAAAACAGGGUAUAACAAAGGACUCUAAAGGUAGUUUAAUUACUGAUAUCGCGGAAGUCUCAUUGGAGAAGUAUCUCUCGGAGAUUAUUAGUACGACAAACGAAUCGUUGCUAAAAAAUUCCGGUAAGACUGAUGAUAUUAUAGCAGCAGUUGAAGUAAUUAGUGGUCUACAUCAGCGGUUCAACAGCGAAUUUACCAUCCCAUUGAUAGAGUGUUUUCUCUUUGUAUUUGAAAGUUCCACAGAAGAAAUUGAUUCAGAAAAGGAUAGAAUUGCCAGAGUUAAUGUUUUGAAGAACAGUGUUCGGAUUUUGAUUGAAUUGCAACUAACUGGUAUUCUUCCAAACGUAGAAGACCUCAAUAAAUCCAAAUUACCUUCCUUCAUUGCGAAUCGCUAUGCUAAAAAGGAGCCAAUCCUUUUUGUAGUGCUAAGAGAGGUACUAAACUACAAAUUCAAAGAGGCUUUCACCACACCAGUAGCUACUCUAAUUGCCAAAAGGUACCCGCAGUUACUUUCAGAUGGCGAAACGGAAUUUGAUAGUUUGAUUGUAAAUCUUAACUUGAAGACACUUUUGAGGUCCUUAUUCAAAAUAUACACAGAUAUUGUGUUCCAACAAGUUGUUGAUUCCAAUAAAAAAGCCGUAAAGUUGAUGAAAGAGCAUCAAAAAGCUCAAAUUAGAACCGGUAAAGAAUCAAGUGAGUACCUAGACUCAUAUAAUGAGGUAAAUCCGAUAUUUGAGCGGUUUUCUGCAGCUGCAGUUGGCUUGGCAGAAGUUUUUGACCUGACCCCACCAGAAAUAAUAGACAUUGAAGAGGUAGUACAGGAGCAACAACCUUCUGUUAUUCUUAAUGAAGGUAAAGAAGGUCAACAGAAAAUAUGGGAAAAUGAAGAAACCAGGAGAUUUUAUGAGAGUUUAGCUGACUUAUCUGAAGUACAUUCGCAAUUCAAUCCAGAUACGGUACCGAACCCAGAAGAUGUAAACGCGUUCUUCACUUCUUUAGAGACAAUUGAAACCGCUGAGCAGGUCGAUGAGAUUAGUCGCAACUAUUGGGCUCAGAACCUUGAUAACAGAGCAACAAGGAAGAGACUCAUGCGAUUCUUCAUUGAAUGCAAAGAUUGGAGUAAAAUUGCGUUAUACGCAAGGUUCAUUGCAAACAAUGCAGAGUAUUUGGAAGAAGUAAAAAAUGAAUUGGUUAAUCACUUUGAUACAGGUCUCAAGUUUCAAAUUCACAAUGAGAAAAUGAAUGUGAAGAACAUCAUUUUCUUUGCAGAGUUGGUGAAAUUCAUGCUAGUACCGGGCUUUAUGAUAUUCCACAAGAUUAGAUCAUUGGCUGUUCAUAUCACUGUUCCCAAUAAUAUAGAAAUCUUAACUGCUCUAUUUGAAAAUUUGGGGAAAUUCUUAAUCAAUAAGCCAGAGUUCCGUCCUCAAAUGGAAAAGAUGAUGGCACUAAUUCAGGAGAAAAAGAAGGAUCAUUUAUUAACAAUAAGCAACAAAGCAGCCUUGGAUAAUUUGAUUAUUUUAAUAUACCCACCAAAAUUGAAUGCGCUAAAUCAGGAAAAACUAGAACUUACACCAGAACAGCAUUUCUAUAAAAUUUUGAUACGCCGUGAACUUGGUAAUGUUUCACUAAACACAGCGUAUAAACUUAUAUUAAAAGCAUCAUGGAAGGAUGAAAAAAUUCAAAAGACUCUAUUCUCAGUCUUUUCGAAGCCAGAAAAGGUUAGUUACCAGUCUUUACCGAAACUAGCAAAUAUGCUUACCUAUUUGUUCAAAUAUUACAAACCAUUUACCGUUCGGGUGGUCGACACUUUACUAGAUAAAAUUUACGUUGGACUUGAAUCUGGAGGAUAUAACUUGAAUAUGGCAAGAGUGGCACAGGUCAAGUACCUAACAGAACUUUACAAUACUUCUUUUAUUAAGUUUGAUGUCCUUUUGGAUACCAUGUACAAAAUUCUUCGUUUCGGAUAUCCAGGUGGACAACCAAAUCCAUUCUUCAUUAAUGAGGGUGAUCUACCAGAUAACUAUUUCAGAAUAUCUUUGAUAUCAACGAUUCUGUUGGGAAUGGAGAGAAAGUCUGAGACUGCUACCAAGAAAUUGAACAUCUUCAUACAAUUUUUUGAAUACUAUAUUCUCUGUAAAGAUCAACCUUUGCCUAAAGAAGUAUCUUUCAAAACAGAUAAUGUAUUUGCAUUAUUCCCAGAUUUUAAGAGGUCCAUCAAUUGGCAAAGUUCUUACGAAAACCUCAUUGCUCUGCUGAAAGAACUCGGAAUCAAUUCUACAAAGUCUAUGGAAGGAAAUGAUAAUGAGGGAGAAGACGAAGAAGAAGAGGAAGAGGACGAUGAAGACGAAGAAGGAACCAGUGAACCAGCGGGUAUCUUGGAUGAAAUCGAGCAAGAAAAUCAAUUGGCGGAAGAUAUCGAUGCCUUAUCUCUUUCUGAUGGCUCUUCAAGUGACUUCAGUUCCGAUUCGGACAAUAUCUCAGCAGAUGAGGUAGAUGAAGGAGAAGGGGAAGAAGAGGAAGAAGAAGAUGAUGACGAAGACGAAGACGAGGAUGAAGACGAGGAUGAAGACGAGGAUGAAGAUGAAGAUGAAGACGAAGAUGACGAAGACGAUGAGGAUGAGGAGGAGGAUGAAGACGAUGACGACGACGACGACGAUUUCUUAAUCGACAGAGAAAAGGAAAGGAAAAGAAUAAUGGAAGAAUUCGAGAAAAAAUUGCAGGACGACAAUGAACUAAAGGCCCAAGCUGCUUUAGAUAAACAGUUUCAACAAAUGAUGGAUGAAUCUCUUGGAAGCAUAAAAAACGAAACUGUUCCAACAGUCAGCAUCCCAAAACACUUUUCAAUUCAAGUAUCAAAUACCUCGCCUGCCACGAACAAACCUAAAGGUGGUAAGAUUCCUUUCACUUUCUUGAGUAGAUCAGGGAAGAAGACACAAGCGCAUGCGAUUAAUGUUCCAUCUGACACGAAAUUUGCAACCGAGAUUCUGGAAGAGGAGCAACGUUUGAUCGAGGAGCGUCAAAAGAUCAAGAGCAUUGUCAUGAAUCGUAAUUUUGAUUAA